GACUCCUUAUGGUGGGCUAUAAAGAAUCUUCACACACCAGAAAACUGAAGAGAAAGACUGAAAAAGGGAAAACAAUCGAAUGAAUUCUUGCUCAGGAAGAAGACCCAGAAUCAUGGCUUCCUCAUUAUCGUCUUUACCUCAGACCACCAUCUCCGAUAUCCUCUCUAGGCUGCCCGUCAAAUCCCUAAUCCGAUUCAAAUCCGUUUCCAAAAACUGGGCCGACCUCACUUCAACCCCGGCCUUCAUCGCCGCCCAUCUACGCCGCUCGUCGCCCGACCCGAAUCUCCUCAUCCGUCGGUACCACUCCCAAACCGGAUCGGACCACGGAAUCUGGCUUAUCACUGACCCAACCCUAAAUUUCCGCACCCAGCUACUGUGUGCCCCCUUGGAGGAAUCGCUCGUUUGUUUCCCCAAAAUCGUGGGUUCCGUCGAUGGUUUGGUUUGUCUCGAUAUUUCCCCUUGUUAUGCUUCUGAUUUCGUUAUGUGGAACCCUGGAACCAAACAGUUUAAAAAUCUCCCUUUGCCUUUGAUUACUUCCUCGAGGGAUAGCCCUAUUUGGAUGGUCUUUCUUGGGUUCGGCAUUGAUUCCUUUAACAAUGAUUAUAAACUGGUCAGGAUCGUUUCUUUUAGAGGAAAUGAUGAGUCGCCUCUUCUAAGGGUUGAAGUUUAUUCAUGGAGAGAGGGGGUUUGGAAAGAAAUAGAAGAGCGUUUCGAGUUAGCUCUGUUAUGUGGAGGGCAAGAUGGAGUUUUUGUUGAUGGUAGCUUGAAUUGGCCAGCCAUUGGUUUACAAAGGUUCGCUGAUCGGAAGGUUGUCGUCUCGUUCGACAUGGGAAGAGAGGUGUUUAAGACUAUACCAUUGCCACCGGCUACUCGGAACGGUAAUGUUAAAGUUGUUUCUUACAUGGGAUUACUGGCUGUUGCUGUAUAUCCCUUAAUUUUCGCUGCUAAUGGUAAUAAUAUGAAUCGGUUCGAGUUUUGGGUACUAAGUGAUUGUGAAGAUGGGAUGAAACGAUGGGCUAAUUUGGUUGUGGUUGAGAAUUUUUUGAAGUCUUUGGUUCCGGUGGGGACAUGGAGAGACCGUGAGUUGGUGUUCAAAUAUACUGGAGUUAGAGACCGAGAACAUCAGUCGAGUAUCUUUUUGUUCGACCCGGUUGAUCAAAGAACGACAAGGCUUGCAAUUGAUUGUGUUGAUUUCUGUUUUGAAGGUUUAAGUCAUGUGGAGAGCUUGGUGCCUGUCAAUUACACGAGCUGAUGAUGAUAGUGGAGCAAAAAGCAUAUCAGAAUUUAGGUAAUUUUGGCCUAUUUCUACCUGUCAAGGCUUUUAGUGUUUAAUUAGGUAUAAAACUGGUUGAAGGCUUUAGUUGAAAUAUCUCCUUUUGAUUUCAUAAAUGAAUAUGGAUGGAUAUCUUGUUUAUA
Hibiscus syriacus is the source of this 1416-nucleotide messenger RNA. RefSeq names its product F-box protein CPR1-like. The transcript has a single exon. Lineage: Eukaryota; Viridiplantae; Streptophyta; Magnoliopsida; Malvales; Malvaceae. The record is from RefSeq and is a predicted model, not a curated record. Bases 80 to 1252 code for a protein of 390 amino acids. Gene Ontology annotation, molecular function: protein binding.